GGGGCGGAAGAGCUUGUUUGUGUUUUGGUUCUAAGGGGGAAGUUGCGAGAAGAAAGAAAGGAGGAGACGUGAUCGGCGUUGCUGAAAUAAUUUGUCGGGCUCCACAACACCGCUCCGCCGCAGUGGCCCGUGUAUCUGGUGUGUAAACCCCGCUGCGGUGCUGUUUAAAGUUGAAAACGUCUUCUGGCUCGCAGCAGAAGUCCUGAUAGUGAAGUGUGACACACAGGACACCUGGGGAUCUGACUAGGUCAUGGCCAAUCGGGGAGGAGCUACGAGACCCAAUGGGCCCAAUGCAGGGACCAAGAUCUGCCAGUUUAAGCUAGUGCUGCUGGGCGAGUCGGCUGUGGGCAAGUCCAGCUUAGUGCUCCGCUUCGUUAAGGGCCAGUUUCACGAGUUCCAGGAGAGCACAAUAGGAGCGGCCUUUCUGACCCAGACAGUGUGUCUAGAUGACACAACGGUGAAGUUUGAGAUCUGGGACACUGCGGGUCAGGAGCGCUACCACAGUUUGGCACCCAUGUAUUACAGAGGAGCACAGGCUGCCAUCGUGGUCUACGACAUCACAAACGAGGAGUCCUUUGCACGGGCAAAGAACUGGGUGAAGGAGCUGCAGAGACAAGCUAGCCCCAAUAUAGUCAUCGCUCUGUCAGGCAACAAGGCUGACCUCGCCAACAAGAGAGCUGUUGACUUCCAGGAUGCCCAGUCCUAUGCAGAUGACAACAGUUUACUUUUCAUGGAAACAUCAGCCAAGACAUCAAUGAAUGUAAACGAGAUAUUCAUGGCUAUUGCGAAGAGAUUGCCGAAGAGUGAACCCCAGGCUGCAGGAGCCAGCAGCGGGCGGAACCGAGGAGUGGACCUGACAGAAGCCGCUCAGCCAACCAAGGCCCCGUGCUGCAGUAACUAACGUGAAGAGCGCCUUCCCCUAUCGAUCCUGUAUAGCAGUAACUAAUGCGACCGAUGCCCCAAAUGCCACUGCAGUUACUAAUGCAACGUGUCGUACUUUUUUUUCCCCAAAUUCUCUGAUGUGCAGAACAAGAAAAGAUGCCCCGUGCCCCUCUUUUGUUUUUUUUGUCUUUCAUUUUUUUUGCAGUAACUAAGUCAGUGUCACUCUGACCUUUCAACAUUGGCUCUGUAGUUUUCCCUCUCUUGGUUCUGCUCCCAACUUUCCUAUUUCUUCCAUCCAGCUCUUUUCAUCUAUUAUUAUUAUUGAUAAUAGAUAUUAUUGUCAUUAGUGCGCCCUGCCCUCCAUCAUCUUCCUGCCCAUGUGUUUAGGGACGGGGCUCUUCCAGGUGCUCUCCUCUCUUUUCUGGGAUUGCUUUCUGUUGCUGCUUUUUUUUUUUUUUCGUUCUAGCAUCGUAAGUCAGAAUUAUGGAUGCACGUUUAACUGCAAGGCCUAAAAUGAAAAAAGAAAACUGUGUUUUACCUUUACUCUUCAGUAGCACAGAAAAAAAAUCUGUUGGUGAAGAUGUUGUACAUGGUCUUGUACGUUUGAGAAAGAGAGGGAAGACAGGGAUGGAGAGUGAGAAAGAGGGGGAUCCUAAGCUCCACACCUCUCUCUUGUCACUGGGACCUUUUUAUCUGAAAAUUAAGACUUUUGUCAGUGGACUUAGGGCCUUCAGAUUCUCUCUCUUAUUCCCUGCUUCUGCCCACUGCUUUCUCACAAGAAAUGUAUCCAUAUGCUUUCCCUCACUAAACCCAAAGUAGCACUAGUUUAAACUUCCCCCUCUGUCCUCCCUCGACUACCCCAAGGCCCAACCCCGGGGCCAUGCCUGCUUCUAGCUGUCCCUAUUGGCAUCGUGCAAUGUCUCACAGUAUUUAUUCUGUGACUUCAGUGUCUGCAAGGACCAGUGCAGCACAACAAAAGCCCCUCUGCACCACCCAACUUUCUCCACAAGGUUCAGGAGCCCCCGAGGCAUGCUCAGCGGUGUCGCUGCCUCCCUGUCUCCUGAUGGGAUGUCAUGUCAUGAAUCUUUUCCAGACCAUCCCUUUGUGGUUGAAGUUGGGCCGCUCUGCCUAUAGGUCAUUGGGUCAGCUGAUUCUCACUUUCUGCCUCUGGAUGAUUUGGUUUAUGCAGACUGUACCUGUUCAAGUGUAUGGAAGUUGCUGGGCUGCUGCUGCGUGAUAACAGUGAGUGGGGAGUUGCAGUGUGUAAGAUCAGUUGCCGGCAUUAUUCACCUUUGAGUCAAUCAUUUGUCAUCCUUUGUUUGUUAGGAAGUGCUUUAGACACAGUCGCGUGUCAGUGUGUAGAGAGUGGGCCAGGGCUAGCCGUCUGGUGAUGAAUUACAUCCACAGGACUCACUCGUGCCCGUUUAUGUGUGUGUGUUUGAACACACAUUUGCACAUGCACACACACAUACAUUUGACUUCUUCCCCCGAACCUUUCCAGACCUAUACAUCAUUGUACAUAACAAGCACACACACAUACACACACACACACACACACAACUGGUUCCAACAAUCCCUCACACACGUCACGCACACACCUGUGUUCUUUCUAGUCCCACCCACCCACACAAAAAAACAUGUUACAUAUAGACACACACACACACACACAAAGUCUGGUCAAUAACUUUUUUGACAGGUCUGUCUUACUCAUGCCUUGCACUAAUGACGCUCAUGAAUAUAUCUUGUCAUAAUUACAGCCAGUGUGAUAUAAAUAUAUAUAUAAAUAUAUAAAUAAUAUACUGUAAAUAGGGUGUUGCAAUGUAGUCUACCUUUUUUCGAUUUACAAGUGACAGGACUAAUGCUUGCUAGGGAGUUGUCUAGAUAAUCCUAAAAAAAAUGUACAGUUAGCAGAAAAAACAGCUUCGAUCUGGGUUUGGAGAUUUGUUGCUGUUCCUUUUUUCACACAAAUGGUUAAAUUAUAAUCAGUGGUGGUCUUUAUAAAUGUAUGUAGUGUUAUUAACAAAAAAAUGAAAUUGCAUUUAUUUAGUGGUCUGUCUUGUACCUUUCUCAAAAGAAAAAAAUAAUAUCCAGAUAUUUGGUUUCUAUUUUUUAACAUAAUCUCUUUCUUGCAUUUCACUAAUUCUUUUUUGGUUUUUUGGUUUUUUUAGUGGUAUCAGGCUAGGAUGCCUUAUCAAUACUCCUCCCUGUAAGUAGAACUGAACUUCCAGAGACACUGGUUGAAAAAGCUCCAGAGGAGUGAGGCAGAAAACAAAACAGUUUGAUUAACCAACCUGCCCCUCCGUAACAUUUUAGUAACAUUGUGACAACAUUGUAGGAACAAUGAAACAACUGUAAACCGGCGCGCUGGUGCAUCAUGAAUAAAUGAAUUAACACAUUAUAGGGAUGUACAUUGUAUGUUUCUUUGCCGUGGACACUUAAUUGCAGCCGAAACAUUUAAAUGCAAGCAUUUUACAGUACUGUUAUGUAACGACCAAAUAAAUACUGAAAUAAAUUUGAUCAUUUAUUAUUGUA
This is a messenger RNA of Myripristis murdjan (pinecone soldierfish), 3414 nucleotides long. RefSeq names its product ras-related protein Rab-5A. NCBI's taxonomy places the organism in Eukaryota, Metazoa, Chordata, Actinopteri, Holocentriformes, Holocentridae. The record is from RefSeq and is a predicted model, not a curated record. The coding region runs from base 251 to 901 and encodes 216 amino acids. The transcript is spliced from 6 exons. Gene Ontology annotation, molecular function: GTPase activity; GTP binding.